This is a messenger RNA of Clarias gariepinus (North African catfish), 2928 nucleotides long. RefSeq names its product verrucotoxin subunit beta-like. The transcript is spliced from 10 exons. Gene Ontology annotation, molecular function: carbohydrate binding; protein binding. Lineage: Eukaryota; Metazoa; Chordata; Actinopteri; Siluriformes; Clariidae. Bases 1 to 2928 code for a protein of 975 amino acids. The record is from RefSeq and is a predicted model, not a curated record.
AUGGAUUCCAGAUGCAUGAACUUGUCAGCGCUGGGAAGACCUCUGUAUCCAGGCAUGCUGUAUGACUGCCGCACAGACUCCUUUAUUCCAGGUGUUACUUUAUGGGACAAGAAAGCAUUGCAUGAUCUUGAUGUUCAUGACCAGACUAAAACAUUUGUCAAGCUUGCUGCAUCUGACAGUCUCAGUGAUAAGGCCAACCUCCUUGAUGUCAGUGCUUCACUCAAAGCAAGUUUGUUUUGUGGGUUGGUGGAGGUUGGAGGAUCAGCCAAAUUUAUGCAUGAUACCAAAUCCUCAGCACGUCAGUGCAGAGUAACUAUGCAGUACAGCCAGACAACAAAAUUUGAACAACUUACUAUGAAGGAGCUUGGCAAUAUCACCUAUCCACAAGUAUUUGACCAGAAAACAGCCACUCAUGUAGUUACAGCUGUACUUUAUGGAGCUCAGGCUUUUAUGGUGUUUGAUUAUGCAAGUACAGAACAUGAGAGCAAACAGGAUAUUGAAGGACACCUUCAUGCAGUGGUCAAGAAGAUCCCUACAAUUUCCAUAGAGGGGGAAGCAUCACUAAAGAUGACUGAAGGGGAAAAGAUUCUGGCUGAGAACAUAAGUGUCACAUUUUACGGUGACUAUAAACUCAACAAAAAUCCCACCACAUACAUGGAAGCCCUAGAAGUGUACAAAACAUUGCCAAAUCUAAUGGAGGAAGGAAAGAAUGAUGGUGUACCACUGACUGUGUGGCUGUAUCCUCUUACACUUUUAGAUGAUAAGGCUGCCAAAUUGGUAAGAGAAAUCAACUUUAGCCUGGUAGAAAAAACUGAAAAACUGCUGGAGGAGCUAGAAGAAGUAGACAGACAGUGCAAUGAUUUAAACCAAAAUCAAACAAUAGACAAAUUUCCUGAUGUUAAAGUCAGAUUGGUACAGUUCCAGCACUUGCACAGUAAUUAUAAGAUAGCAUUCCAGAAUGCACUGUCGAGAAUUUUGCCAGCUAUUCGGAGUGGGGCAAAAGAGGACAAGUCAGUGGAGGACAUCCUGAACACCCAUGACAAAUCACCCUUCACCGCUAACAACAUGAAUAGAUGGUUAGAUGAUAUGACCACUGAAUUAAAUAUAUUGAGUUUAUAUACCAGAAGACUGAAGGACCUGCCGGUUAUGAAAUCUCCAGGGUCACUCAAGUCCAUCCUCUUGGAUCCUGAUGUUGAUGUGGUGGUAUGCUUGUCUUUUACAUCUCUCAAGUAUAAAGACUCCUAUCUAGUGGUUACUAAAGACUUCAUUUACUCUGAAGAGUUUAAAAACUUUGAGAAAACAAGUGUGAAAGAUUUCUGUUUUCAAGAAACACAGCCUUGGUUCACUUCUCCUGACAUCGCUGAGAAAAUGAGACAGAAUCUGUUUCUCUUUACAAGUUUUUUAAAGGCCAAUACAAAUGAUAAUAGAAUGAAGUUCAUCAUUGGUCCUAUCUCUGACCCCAGCAAUCCAGGAACCUCCAUCCAACUUUAUCAAAAGGGCCAUCUGGUGUAUCGUAAGUUCCAGCCUGUAUCCAAACCUCCCCUACCCAUGGUGGAGACCAGUAAUGAGAAAGUCAUUCUAAAGUUUUCAAAAUCACCAACUGGAGAGACGGUACGAUUCAGAGUUGAAUACAGGAUGACACACCCAACUGAUUCAGCAGCUCAUGUUGAUAAGUGGACAGUCACAGACACGUCAGAUGCCCGGACAAUUUUUACAUUGACUCAAAUAAAGGAAGCUGGACAAUACUGUGUCCAAUACAGAGCUGUUAGUGAUGUGGGAGUGAGUGAAGCCAGUGACUCUGUUGCCUUUACUUUUCAUGGAAAUCCUGAUGUGGAAGUGAGUGACGCCAAUGACAGUUUCACAGUCGGCCAGUGGAACUUCUCUAUGCCGUCCCUCCUUAAUGAGCUACGGACUAAAAUAAUGACCAGUAUGGCCAUGUCACGAUGGUCUCUCUCUACCAUCAAGUCAGAGUUAACAACUGUUGUCAACAGUCCUACCGCUCCUUAUAUUUACACAAUUCCUGGAGGGCUGAGAGCAGGAGUGGCUUUGUACUUCCAAGGGGUUAUUUUGGCAACAGGACAAAGGAUUAUAUUUGAUGUUCUAACAAGUAAGGAUGACAUCGCUUUUCACUUCAGGAUUGACAUUGAUAAAUGGGCUAUCUGUAACAGCUGCAGAAAUGGGAACUGGGAGAAAGAAGAAAUGAUUUUAGUGGGUAAAUUUUCCAGAGGAUCAGCUUUUGACAUCUUUAUUGUGAACAAAACAGAAGGCUAUGAGGUCUAUGUAAAUGGGCAGAGGUCUUCACUGUUCAAGCAUCGCAUUCCAGUGGAGUGUGUGAAUGUAUUUUACAUUCAUGGAGAUGUCAUGAUGAACACUGUUGGUAUUGUACCAAACUGGAGCACAUCUAUCUUUGGUAAGGAAUUAACCUCUGAUGCAUCUCGCACAAAGAUUUCUAACAUCCAGUUUGAUGUCCCAAAAGCAGUCUGCAACCCUAGCAAACCAUAUUUGGAACCAAUCUGUGGAGGCUUGAGACCUGGUAUGGCUUUGUUCUUCCAAGGAGUUGUUCCUUCAGAUGGUGAACGAUUUCAAAUUAAUUUAAAGACCGGGUUGUCCGACAAUCAGGACAAUGCUUUCCACUUCAACCCCCGUAUGAAUGCUGUCGUCCUUAACAGCUACAGGAAUGGGGGAUACGAAAAAGAAGAGACUCACAGAUGCCCAUUUGUCAAAGGAGGAGCCUUUGAUAUCAUUAUGGUUAUUAAACCAGAAUGCUAUGAGGUGACAGUGAAUGGCCUGGAAUUCUGCAAGUUUGAUCACCGUAUACCAGUAGACAAAGUGACUACACUUGGCAUCAAGGGAGACGUCUUCAUAAAUGUGGUUCGCAUUAUUAUAGUAAGUUACUUGUGUUGUUUUAUCAUGAAGUACUUGAAGUAA